UUUGUUAUUCCUUCCAGUGUGUGUCACAAGUCAUAUUCCGGCAUUUCUGGACGAGGAGCCAAAUCUCCGAGGGUCCUUGAAGGCAGCCGGGCGGCUGGCAGCCUGGCACUCAGCAGGUCUGAUGGCGGACGACAGUCAGCAAAAAGUGACAACAAACACCAUGCUCAAGUCCACUCCACGCACCGCCUUCUCCCAGGUGGUGUUCAGGGACAUCCCCCGCUGCUACCCGCCGAGCACCCCGAUCACGUGCUGCUACACCCUCACGCCACCCUUCCAGCCCCACAGCCGCGACUGGGUGGGCAUUUUUAAGGUGGGCUGGAGCACCACCAAGGACUAUUACACCUUCGUGUGGGUGGAGCCGUGCGUGGACGUGGGCGAGCAGCAGCUGGCGGCGGGCAGGCAGGCUUGCUUUAAAGACUACUACCUGCCCAAGGAUGACGCAGACUUCUACCAGUUCUGCUACGUUGACAGUUCGGGCCAAGUGUGCGGCGCCAGCACGCCGUUCUGCUUCAAAACGCCAACAGAGCAAAGUGCAGAGUACACGCUAGACGGUGACCUCUUGGUUAUUACCACGCAGGACCAGGUGGACCUGAGUCUUCGAGAGAAAGCGACGCUGAGGGAGGCGGGGGAUCGUCUCCAAGAGAAGAAUGAAGCGUUGCAGGAAGCUCUGCGGGAGGAGAGACGGCAAGUGGGCGUUUUGACGGAGCAGAAGCGGCAGCAGAGGAAGGAGAUGUCUGAGCUGGCUGGAGAGCUUUCCGAGAUGAAGGAUCAGAAGGAACGUUUGGAAGACAUCCUGCGGCAGCAACUUCAGGAAAUUGACAAAUUAAAGCAGGAGAUGUUGGUCCAACAAGAGAACCCUGCUGAGAGCACACAAAGCUCAGAUGAUGAUGAUGAUGAGCAUUUACUCCAAUCAGAGCUGCGACUACGAGAAGCUCAGGCGGUGAUUGCAGAUAAGGAGAUCAUGAUGGAGGAGAAGGAGCGCUUGAUGUUGAUGAUGAAACUCCACAACGACGAGCUGGCUCAAGAGAACCGAAACCUCAGAAAUGACGUGGAGGAGCUGCGCAGGAUGUUGGAGGAGCUCCGAAAGGCCCCGCCCAGCCACGCCGAGCACCCCGAGGCCACGGCGCCCCCCGGUGGACUCACCCAGUCUGACGCCGCAGAGACGCAGGAGCCCUUGUAUGACAACAUCCCAGUAGUGAGCAUCGCCGAAGACGACGACCAAGAUCAGCCGACGCUGUCGUGCCGUCACUGCCUGGAGAGCUUCCCCGGAAUGACGCGGGUGGAGGUGGAGCAACACGAGCGCAGCCACCAAGUGUGUCCCUUCUGCACGCUCAUCUGCGACAACAUGGCGCAGUCCGUGUUUGAGGACCACGUGUACAGCCACGAGAUGUGACUGGGACGCUUCAACUCCAAAAAACUGUUAGGAAAUUUGUCCUUUUGGUCUCAAACACCUGAGAUCAUUUAUUGGUAGGCGUGGCCUAAACAGUCUUCAUGGAAUCCAACAUAUUUUGAAUUGUGCUGAGAUUCACCUGUGGACAGAAGAAUAAAAAAAAAACAGUUCUUUCAGAA
Messenger RNA from Doryrhamphus excisus (bluestripe pipefish), 1569 nucleotides. The record is from RefSeq and is a predicted model, not a curated record. NCBI's taxonomy places the organism in Eukaryota, Metazoa, Chordata, Actinopteri, Syngnathiformes, Syngnathidae.